Protobothrops mucrosquamatus (brown spotted pit viper) is the source of this 3152-nucleotide messenger RNA. Its product is annotated as zinc finger CCCH-type antiviral protein 1. The record is from RefSeq and is a predicted model, not a curated record. Lineage: Eukaryota; Metazoa; Chordata; Lepidosauria; Squamata; Viperidae. The transcript has 13 exons. Gene Ontology annotation, molecular function: metal ion binding; NAD+ poly-ADP-ribosyltransferase activity. Bases 1 to 2061 code for a protein of 686 amino acids.
AUGGCGGACCCGGCGGUGAGCAGCUACCUGGCGAAGGUGCUGUGCUUGCGGGGCGGCCGCCUGGCGCUGUCGGAGCUGCCGGGGGAGGCGGGGCUGUCGGCGGGGCAGCUGCAGCAGGUGCUGCGCGACGCGGGGCCGGAGCGCUUCCUGGUGCGGCCGAGGGGCUCCGGAGACCACGACGUGCUGGCCGUCUCCGCCGUCCGCCUCUGCGUCCGCCAGGCCUGCCCGGGCUGCCCGCAGCUCCACCUCUGCAAGCUCAACCUCCGACGGAGAUGCUGGGUCGGUGCUUGCAAGUAUUCGCAUGACAUUUUCUCAGAAACUAACCAGAAAGUUUUGAAAAAGCAUGAACUCUCUGGCCUUAAUGAAGACGAACUGUGUGUCUUACUUUUACAAAACGACCCUUUUCUUUUACCUGAUGUGUGCGGUGCCUACAACAAAGGGGAAGGGUCCUGCACGCAGGGGGAUAAUUGCUCCCGGCUUCACAUUUGCCGCUAUUUUCUCAAAGGAGAAUGCCGUUUCCCCCGUUGUAAGAGGUCUCACAACCUCCUGGACGACCAUGCGACGCGUCUGCUGCUUUCCGAAGGCCUGGAUCAAGACACAAUUUGGAACUGCCAAACCAUUUGCAGAGCCAGGAGUGCUGCCUUCAUGAAGGAGCUCGGUUGCCGUGACAGACCCCUAAAUUGUGCACCUGCAGCAGAUAAGGAACGCUUAAAUACGCGUCCCAAAAAUGAGAGGCCUCCACCAAUUAACCCAAAUCAUUUUGUGAAAGUCGGCCAGCCUGAACAAGGUGUACAAGGAGCUGCUGCUCCGAAAUCUCCAAGCGCAGAGAAGGGAAAAAGUGAAGAAAUCUGUCUGUAUUAUGUCUGGCAGUUCUGCAAAAAUAAAAAUAAUUGCAGUAUGAUCCAUUAUGAUCUUCCUUACCGGUGGCAGAUCUCCACCAGCAAUGGCUGGAAGGAUCUUCCCAGAAGAGAGGAAAUUGAAAAGGCUUACUGCGACCCAAAUAUUACCAGUUUUCCAGAUCUACAUCUAGAUUUCAUAACCAUGACUUCUGUCGCUGAUCCCAUUCGGCGCCUGUCCACUGUGUCAUCGGUCACCAAAGAGGCUAAGUUCGUCAUGACAACCAAGUGGCUGUGGUACUGGAGGAAUGACCUGGGCCAAUGGAUCGAAUAUGGGAAACAGGACAGGCAACCCCACCCUGCCAGUCUAACUUCGGAUGAUCUGGAGAACCUUUUCCUAGCCGAGCCAGAUGGAAGCAUCCAGUUUGAAGCUGGCUCUCAGAAAUACGUGCUGAACUUUAAAAAUAUGACCCAGAUAAAUUUGAACUAUCCUACCCAAUGGGAGGUCCGAAGGCGUCCCAAGUUUGUUUCCUCCGAAGAUGUCAAGACAAAGAAAGGACACACGGCAACGACAGCUCCUGCACCCACACCGUCUCCCGUAGCAGCUCCAGUUUAUCCUCCAAACUGGGAUCUUACAGCCUUACCUGCUAUCGGAUACGAGGCCAUUAACCUCAACAAAGGGUCUCCAGAGUUCGUGAAAAUUGAGAAUCUCUUUCAGAUGACGAUGAAAAACAGUAACAUUCGCAAAAUAGAACGAAUUCAGAACCCGUCUCUUUGGCAAGUCUACCAAUGGCAAAAGGAGCAGAUGAAGAAGAAGAAAGGAGGGCAGAAAAUUGACGAACGGCUCCUCUUCCAUGGGACGAGCCCUUCCAGGCUGAAGGCCAUCUGCGUGGACAACUUCGACUGGAGAAUCUGUGGCACAAAUGGGACCGUUUAUGGGAAAGGAAGCUAUUUUGCCAGAGAUGCCAACUAUUCUGACAACUACUGCAAGGCGAAGGACGAUGAGAAGGUGAUGUUCGUGGCGCAAGUCCUAGUGGGUGAAUAUGCCGUGGGGAAUCCGAUAUACACUCGCCCGCCGGCGAAACUGACCGGCGUGCUCGACACUUACGACAGCUGUGUGGAUCGUACAGUAAACCCGUCUGUCUUCGUCAUUUUUGAGAAGCAUCAGGCUUAUCCUGCCUAUCUUAUCUUUUACAGAGAGGAAAAGAAAUGCAUUUUAUCUUAAAAAAUGCCUUUACAUUAUCAUAAUAAUCUUAGCAGUUUAAAUGCGUGUGGCCCUUCUUUUCAAAUCAGUCCGAUUUUAUGGAAGCGAUAUCUGUUUUCAGAGGAGUAUGAAAGGUUGAAUCACUAUUGUUGAUGGAUAGAAACCCUACUUUAUUUUUAUCACAAAGAUGUUUUAAGAAUACCGAAAAUUUGUAAAAAAAAAAAUUAGGGGUUUUAAAUCCAAUUUUACUAAUCUCGUUUCUUAGUAAACAAGUUUUUGUUCCUCUUCAGCUUUUAGCUUUUAAUAUAUCAUGUUUAUUAUGGAUGGGUGUUUAAUCCAUCAAUAAGGUUGGACAAACUAUAUUUAUACUUUUGUCCACCUAGACGGAUGCAAAUUGUUACUACUGAAGACAUACAGUGAGUGAUUAUCAAAAGAAACUCCUGUUUGCUCUGCGUAUAAGUGAAAGUUUCGCAUCAGCUGUAAGAUCCAGUGGUUUGAAAAUAAUACCUGUGGUUCUGAAUCCGUGAUUAAAGUUCUUCGUUUUCUAUUUCAGCUUACACAAUCAUGCUUCUGCGCAUACCCCCCCUCCUCCUCCUCCUGUUGUCGCUUAAUGAUUUGAUGUAACGCUUUCUAGCAUCCGGCUUCAGCAGCUUCAUAUUUUCAGUUUAGCAAGUGUGUGAUCCUCGCUUUUUCAUUUUACACAAGAUUAGUAUUACAUUUCCUUGCUUUGCAUAUUUGCGUGUUAAUUAUACAGUUGGGAAAAUGCGAUGCUGAUUUUUCUGCAGAUUGGCUUGAAAAGCAUCAUUGUGGUAAUAGUAGUGAGGGACCAGGGUUGGCAUUAAACCCGGGAAUAAAAGUUGCCCUCGAUAUCAAGAAACAUCUAGUUGUGCCUCGUAAAGAAAAUCUCUGUUGCUCUAUAAAGAUCAUCCUUGACUUAUGACGCCUUUGUUCGGUGGCUGUUCAAACUUACAACGUUCCUGAGCAAAGGGACUUAAGAGCCAGCCAUGAAGUUAAGGCUGUUGCAGGAGUGCCACUCACCUGAUUGGAAUUUGGGGAUUGGCAGCCCACGCACAAUUACGACUAUAGGGGCACUUUAACUCCCCAUCACCACA